AUGGCAAAGAGGACUGUGUCACUGCUGUUACUGCUGCUGAUGGUGUAUGGGGUACUGCUGCUGAUGGUGUAUGGGGUUUGUUUGCCAGCUUCAACACAAGUCUGUAGACUGCUUGGUCAGCCUGCCCUUCCUUUAAUUUCAGUAGAAAGAGACAUCAACAUUGGGGCAAUUUUCUCACUUCACAAAAGUGCUAUUUUACAAAACCAUAAUUUCACUUUCAAACCAGAGGAAACAACAUGUGGCAGCUUGAACUUGCGUGAAUUUAAAUUUCUUCAGACACUUAUUUUUGCUAUUGAGGAGAUUAAUAACAGCACACAGCUGUUGCCUGGUGUUUCUUUGGGCUAUAAGAUACAUGACUCAUGUGGCUCAAUACCUAAGGCUAUCUUCUCAGGCAUGGCUUUGAUGAACGGUUAUGAAGAGACUUUGAGUGAUACGUCUUGUUUUAGACCACCAGCUGUUCAUGCAAUUGUUGGAGAGUCAAACUCCUCUCCCACCAUAGCCUUGGCAUCUGUAGUUGGUCCUUUCAGCUUACCUGUUAUCAGUCAUUUUGCCACAUGUGCAUGUCUGAGUAACAGAAAAAGGUACCGAUCCUUCUUCAGAACAAUUCCCAGUGAUUAUUACCAAAGCAGAGCACUGGCUAAGCUUUUCAAAUACUUUGGCUGGACUUGGGUUGGGACGGUCAGGAGUCGCAGUGACUAUGGUAAUAAUGGCAUUGCAGCAUUUGAGGAGGCUGCAAAAAAAGAAGGGAUUUGUAUUGAAUAUGCAGAGGCUGUCUUUAGAACUGACUCAGAAGAGCAGUUUCUGAAGACACUAGAAGUGGUAAAAAAGGGCACAGCCAGAGUGGUGCUGGCUUUUAUGGCAUUCGGAGAUUUUGUCAUCCUCCUUAAAGUAAUUGCGCAACACAACAUCACUGGCAUACAGUGGGUUGGUAGUGAAUCCUGGAUCACUUCUCGAAAUCUUGCAGAAACAAAGGAAUAUAGUUUCCUUUCUGGAGCUGUGGGUUUUGCUAUAGCAAAUGCUCAGAUUGUGGGCCUGCAUGAGUUCCUAAUGAAUGUCCAUCCUGAUCAAGCACCAAAAAAUAAACUUUUAAAAGAAUUCUGGGAAACAAUUUUUUUGUGCUCUUUUGGGAACAGCAGCAUUAGUGACUGCACUGGCUCAGAGAGGCUUGCAGAGAUGCGAAAUGAAUAUAUUGAUGUAUCAGAGCAACGCAUAGAGCAUAAAGUUUACACUGCAGUGUAUGCUGUUGCACAUUCACUACAUAACAUGUUAAAAGACUUUGAAUCCUUCACCAACAGCAGCAAAGGAGACCACCCCACACCACAAAAGGUGUUGGAAUACAUGAACGAUGUGAGCUUCAAUGUUAAAACCGGUGAGAAAGUUUUCUUUGAUGCAAGUGGUGAUCCAGUGGCAAGAUAUGACCUGGUGAACUGGCAGCCAGCUGAGGAUGGAAGUCUGCAGUUUAAGAAUGUGGGCCUCUAUGACAGUUCACUGCCUUCAGAGAAACAUCUUAAAGUGAAUCAGGAACAUGUGCUAUGGGCAGGAAACAGUGGACAGUUGCCUGUGUCUGUGUGCAGUGAGAGCUGUCCCCCUGGCACUAGGAAGGCUGUGCAAAAAGGACGACCUGUCUGCUGUUAUGACUGUAUUCCAUGUGCAGAGGGAGAAAUCAGUAAUGGCACUGAUUCUAGUGACUGCUUUCCUUGUGAUUUGGAGUACUGGUCGAAUGAAAGCAAAGACAGAUGUGUGUUAAAAGUGGUUGAAUUCCUUUCCUAUACAGAAAUCAUGGGGAUAGUGCUUUGUAUUUUAUCUUUUAGUGGGGUGCUAUUAACAGCAAUUGUAUCUUCUCUGUUUUAUCUUCAUAAAGAAACACCUAUUGUCAGAGCCAACAACUCAGAGCUGAGCUUCCUGCUGCUCUUCUCAUUGACUCUGUGUUUUCUCUGUUCACUUACUUUCAUUGGACGGCCCACUGAGUGGUCCUGUAUGUUGCGUCACACAGCAUUUGGCGUCACUUUUGUCCUCUGUAUAUCUUGUGUUCUGGGAAAGACAAUUGUGGUGUUAAUGGCUUUCAGGGCUACAUUUCCAGGAAGUAAUGUCAUGAGAUGGUUUGGGCCACUUCAACAGAGACUCAGUGUUGUUUUCUUAACAUUAAUACAGGUGAUUAUCUGUGUGCUUUGGUUAACAAUAUCCCCUCCUUUCCCAUAUAAGAAUAUGAGCUAUUACAGAGAAAAGAUCAUUUUAGAAUGUAACUUAGGUUCAGCUGUUGGUUUUUGGGCUGUUCUGGGUUAUACUGGCCUUCUAUCAAUCUCAUGUUUCGUUUUAGCUUUUCUUGCCCGGAAACUCCCUGAUAACUUCAAUGAAGCCAAGUUAAUUACAUUCAGUAUGCUUAUAUUCUGUGCUGUCUGGCUCACAUUUAUUCCAGCUUAUGUUAGUUCUCCUGGGAAAUUUACUGUAGCUGUUCAGAUAUUUGCAAUUUUAGCUUCAAGUUUUGGUUUACUAUUAUGCAUAUUCGCCCAAAAAUGUUACAUAAUUUUGCUAAAACCUGCGAAAAACACAAAGAAAAAAAUAAUGGGGAAAUCUUAA
This is a messenger RNA of Pimephales promelas (fathead minnow), 2577 nucleotides long. RefSeq names its product extracellular calcium-sensing receptor-like. Gene Ontology annotation, cellular component: plasma membrane. NCBI's taxonomy places the organism in Eukaryota, Metazoa, Chordata, Actinopteri, Cypriniformes, Leuciscidae. Gene Ontology annotation, biological process: G protein-coupled receptor signaling pathway. The record is from RefSeq and is a predicted model, not a curated record. Gene Ontology annotation, molecular function: G protein-coupled receptor activity.